AUGCCUUGGGUUCCUGAUCAGCGUAACUUCACCAAACAUAAUGCUCAACAUGGAAUACAAACUGACUCCCAAGGCAUGCCUUGGGUUCCUGAUCAGUGUGCACACCAAAAGCGGUUCAAUGCGGCUAUUCAACCAGGACUGACUCCCAAGGCAUGCCUUGGAACUGACUCCCAAGGCAUGCCUUGGGUUCCUGAUCAGUGUGCACACCAAAAGCGGUUCAAUGCGGCUAUUCAACCAGGACUGACUCCCAAGGCAUGCCUUGGGUUCCUGAUCAGCGUAACUUCACCAAACACAAUGCUCAACAUGGAAUACA
Messenger RNA from Dentiscutata erythropus, 313 nucleotides. Lineage: Eukaryota; Fungi; Glomeromycota; Glomeromycetes; Diversisporales; Gigasporaceae. The record is from the annotation of a GenBank genome assembly.